AGGGGUUUUAACAAGGGUCGUUCAGUACACCUAAAGGCACAAGGCUGGCAAGCUGAACAAGAAAGAAGCAGAAUAAGUUUCGGAUUCGCUGCAAACCGAGCAAUCAUGAAGGUCCUGAUAGUGUUAUUACUAUGUGUGUGCACUGCCCUGGCAGCGCCUCAAACCGACUCUCUAAUAGAUGAGUUGGACAAGCUGAUUCACCACGAAGAAACUGAGAAUGACCCAAUGGAGGAGCUGUUGAGCGGGGUGGAGCCUAUGAACGAGGAAGACAAAGCUUGGCUAGCGAAAUUCGACGCUGCCACCAAAAGCAGUGCAAAGCGUGGAGCAAACUUCGGAAGAUGCAUCGAUGGAAGGACCUUGGCCGAUGGACCCAACGGAAUAGGAUGCGCUAAGAAACUAUGUUACGACGCACGAGUCUCUGCCUGCAAGGGAAUAAGCAAGAGGAUAUGCUACUCAGCUUACAGACGCUUCAGAGAGGAAUGCCCCUUCUCCUGCUCUUUUUGCAAAUCUCGCAGCCCCGAGCAAGGGUGUGAGGCCGCCUACGGGUCACGUGCUCGUUACGGAUGUUGUGCGGAUGGAUUCCCAGCUCUCAGGCCAGGAAAAACCGACUGCAGAUGCGAGGACGCAAACGCGCACGUAUGCAAACAGUUCAUACCCAAAGAAGGAGGUUGCAGAACUGGUUCGUACCGCCUCAGAACGUUCUUCCAGUCACGCUGCCUCAAGUCUUGUGGCUUUUGUUAAUAAGCCUGCCAGCUCAUUUAAACCAAUCCGGACACCCUUAGAACCGGACACAAUACCCGGACAUCCCUCACAUAAAUACCAUGUGUCAAAAACGCUUGACGUAUGCUUGAAAUAACGUCACCAUAUCAUAAAACGAAGAGUAUUAUAUUUAGGUGGAUGCCGUGAUCGAACGAAUAAUGUAACUCAAUAUUCAGCAUGUAACGCCACUCAUCAUAUAUAUAUGGCCUGCAUGGGUGAUAUUAUUUUUCGCUUGACUUAAAAUAAAACAAGCUAGGCUGCC
Messenger RNA from Nematostella vectensis (starlet sea anemone), 1021 nucleotides. RefSeq lists its product as uncharacterized. NCBI's taxonomy places the organism in Eukaryota, Metazoa, Cnidaria, Anthozoa, Actiniaria, Edwardsiidae. The coding region runs from base 106 to 741 and encodes 211 amino acids. The transcript is spliced from 6 exons. The record is from RefSeq and is a predicted model, not a curated record.